Dendronephthya gigantea is the source of this 1452-nucleotide messenger RNA. Its product is annotated as tyramine receptor Ser-2-like. The coding region runs from base 125 to 1234 and encodes 369 amino acids. The record is from RefSeq and is a predicted model, not a curated record. Lineage: Eukaryota; Metazoa; Cnidaria; Anthozoa; Malacalcyonacea; Nephtheidae. The transcript is spliced from 2 exons. Gene Ontology annotation, biological process: G protein-coupled receptor signaling pathway. Gene Ontology annotation, molecular function: G protein-coupled receptor activity. Gene Ontology annotation, cellular component: membrane.
CCUGCUGAAGGAAGUUGAACGCUGUUUAUGCGGAGCCGCCAGAGACAAUUUUACACUCCCUAUAAGGAACCCCAAUAUUUCUGCUGUAAAUCUUUUCAAGUAAGGGUCAUCGUCGACAUUGGAAAUGUCUUACUUACAAGAAACGUUUGAAGAACGCUGUCACACCACAGGAGCACCAAGUUACCUUUCGUUUUUCACUGCAUCAAUAUCGAUUGUACUUUUAGUUACAAAUAUCCCUGGGAACCUCCUUCUAAUCCUUGCUGUAGCCUUUGAUCCUCAUAAAAACCUCCGGAGCCCGUUUAACUAUCUCAUGUCAAAUCUAGCCGUCGCUGACCUCAUAGUAGGUUUAGUGACUGGACCGUUGUCGGUCAACUAUCAUAUUAAGGAAGGUCUGUAUGGGCGGCUAUCUAUAGAGGAAAUCAGACUGUUUCAUAUGAGUUAUUUUGUGUCAUGCACGGCGAGCAUUCUGAGCCUUGCGUCACUAGCAACCGAACGAUACCUCGCCAUCAGAAAUCCCCACAACUAUCGCAACAAGUUAACCCGAAAGAGAAUCCUCAUGACAGUCAUUUUAAUAUGGCUCGUAUCCUUCACACUACCUUUCAUAUAUUUUGAAGUGGGGUUUAUAACUUGUGCAUUUAUACUGGCAAACACUACAGUCUUUCUAGCUCUCGUUAUCAUGUGUUUCACUUACGGUCUGAUGAUAUACAAAUUCAAAACGGAUAAAACUCGUUUCCAGAGCGCGCAGAAGUCAGAAAAGAAAAAGAAUGAUCGGUGUUGCGUGGUCAGUAAAGAUCACCAGGACCACAGUAGGCAUGGUGACAAAACGAAUAGACAUGACGUCAUCAGUAACCAUGACAACGACUGUCGCCGUGACAACACGGUUCGCAUGGAAACCAAGGUCACAAAAAUGUUUCUGGUUGUCAUGGCAGCAGUGCUCGGCUGCUAUGGUCCUUCCGCCAUAUUGAUUUACACGAUGAGUUUCUGCGAAACAUGCAGCUGCGAGGCUUUGCAUUGGUUUAGAGAUUUGCAGUGCUUGUUUGUGCUUCUCAAUUCGUCUGUGAAUUUCUUUUGCUAUGGUUUAAGGUCGCCAAGGUUUAGGAAGGCGUUUGCAACAAUCUUGAGAUUACCAGGACGUACCAAAUUUGCAGGAAAUUCCAUGACUAUGUCAACUCCGUCUUCAGAACAUCAAGUUCCAAAAAAGCCUAAAGAUCAAAAGUGCUGUUCUGAUGUUUAAACAUUUAUUUACGAUUAUCAAGUCAUAAUUAUCACGAUAAAUAAACACAAGCAGAACGUUCCUCAGUCUUCCUUAGCUCACUUCACUACUGAGUUAUAUUCAAUUAAAAAAUGUAAAUAGUACAUAGCCAUUUGUUCUUAUGUUAGGGCUUAUCUUAAAGACGCUGUUGUUGAAACUCCUCGGUCUAGUAAAUUAUGUCUAUAGCUAUCUAUCUUGAA